This is a messenger RNA of Mycosarcoma maydis (corn smut), 1599 nucleotides long. RefSeq lists its product as uncharacterized. Lineage: Eukaryota; Fungi; Basidiomycota; Ustilaginomycetes; Ustilaginales. The record is from RefSeq and is a predicted model, not a curated record. Gene Ontology annotation, molecular function: protein serine/threonine kinase activity. Bases 1 to 1599 code for a protein of 532 amino acids. Gene Ontology annotation, cellular component: cytoplasm. The transcript has a single exon. Gene Ontology annotation, biological process: peptidyl-threonine phosphorylation.
AUGUCUACAGGCUCGUUUUCCAGAAAUGCUGGCGGUGUCUUUGGGAUGUUUGGUGCCGCAGCGCAGCAUCUCAAUACCCAGGAUCAAAGCAGCAACGCCUUCGCCUCAAGUUCUGGCGCCUCGGUCUGGGAUGAGCCUGGCCGUACAAUGGACCUCGUCUUUAUCAUGGACGCAACGGGCUCCAUGGGUAGCUACAUCAACUCGGCCACCAAAAACAUCGAGACCAUCUGUGAAAACAUCAUCCACUCUGAGCAGCUCAGUGGUCCAGGCGCGCUGCGCAUCGGCCUCAUCGCCUACCGUGACCAUCCACCACAGGAUCAUACCUACAUCGUCAAGAACUUCGGCUUCCACAACAAGGUCGAAAAGGUCAAAGAGGCACUCAAGACUCUAUACGCAUCUGGUGGAGGCGAUGGCCCCGAAGCGGUCACUGCUGCCAUGAAAGCGGCUCUCGACCUGGAUUGGCGUCCGCAUGCAACCAAGCUUGCGGUUCUGAUCGCCGAUGCUCCCCCACACGGCAUUGGCGAGUACGGUGAUGGAUUUCAAGAAGGAUCUCCCGACGGCCACGAUCCACUUCGGCUCGCACGUCAGUAUGCAAAGGCAGGUAUUCCCCUCUUCAUGAUUGCUUGUGAGCCUGCGCUUUCAGGCUAUCAGCACGCUGCCGACUUCUUCCAAGGUCUCGUUCAAAUCACUGGAGCAAUGCUGGUACCCCUCACCACAGCCAGUCUUUUGAGCCACGUCAUUCUGGGCAUUGCUGGUGAAGCUAUGGAUCUUGAACGGUUGCAUCGCGAGAUCGGUGAUGCCAUAGCAGAACGCAUCCAGUCAUUGAGUCUGGAAGGUGGACAGAGUAACCCCAUGGACGAUGUAGCCAGGGAGCUGCACGAGCGACUGCUGUUGCGCAACGAAAGCACCAAGCAACUUUACAUCGAAAGCAUCUACCGCGACACGGAAGAAUCACGCCACAAUAUCCAAGUGUGGGCGAAAGCCCCGGACCUCGCUACCGCGCGACCCAACAUCAAGCGUGUUAUCGGCUCGCGGCUCAGCGACAAGUAUCUGCAGACGCGAAGGGCAACCUCGUCGUACAAGCCCUAUGUCCCGUUUCCCAAACCAGCCGGCGGCAGCGGUGGCGCCACGUCGACAGCCUUUGGCAGCUCUUUGGCAACCUCGCCGCCAUCGUCUCAAUCCGGUUCGCGCAAAGUGGUCACCGAGUUCAGCACGUUCAGCGCUAGCCCCGGAAUGAGCUUCCAACAUACAGGCUCACCUCCGUCGGCCAACGCGUCAACGUUUGGUGGAACAUCGGCUAGGAUUCAAAACGGAGGAUUUGGGUACAAGGACGCACAAGGCUUUGCCUACCGAAGCAGAGAUGCAGCCAUGAUGGACGAUGACGAUGACGACGAUGCACUCCGAGUGGAUGGCGGCGAGGAAGAGGAGGCGAGCGACUCAAAAGCGCUACCUGUGGCGGUGAAUGAAGACGGUGUCAUUCAGGUACAGGGCGAGGAUGGGCAGACGCUGGCGUACCGACAGGGCGCGAUCUCGUUCGAUCAGGUCAGAAGAUUGGCCAUGCAGUCUGCUCACCGUGGAGGAUUGGCUGCGGAGUCAUAA